CGAUCACACCUCAAGAACCAAUCAAUCACCAACAGCAAGACCACCAUCAACUCACAAGUCACAACAAUCCAUCAGACCAUGGCAUCGCAGUCGCACCAGCAGCAGCAGCCCCAGCAGUCGGUAGGCUUCGAGGACUACCUUCCGGUGAUGGCGGAGCGGCUGGGCGAGGAGGGCCUGAUGCAGGAACUUUCCUCCGGGUUCCGCCUGCUGCAGGACCCCGCGCUGGGCCUCAUCACCUUCGCCAGCCUCCGCCGCAACGCGCCGCUGCUGGGCCUGGGCGGCAUGUCCGACGACGACCUCCGCGGGAUGCUCGCCGAGGGCGACUUCGACGGCGACGGCGCGCUGAGCGAGAUGGAGUUCUGCGUUCUGAUGGUCCGGCUCAGCCCCGAGCUCAUGGACGAGCCCCGGAGGUGGCUCGACGACGCCGUCGCGCAGGCCUCGCAGUUCCUCUUCACCAGCUAGAGGAGGAGCACUAGUAGUAGAGAUUGCUCUUCUUUUUCACUACGAUUCUUCUGUCCGUUGUUCAUAGUCAGGAUUUAUUCACGAAGGCAGGCAGGCAGUGUCGAUUGGACCACGGAAUUCCACUUGUACUCAUCUCCCCGGUCGUUUCCCGCGGGAAAUCUCUCUCUGAUUAAAUCGACAUAAGCUUGUGCGGUUUCACUA
Lolium rigidum is the source of this 663-nucleotide messenger RNA. Its product is annotated as calcium-binding protein KIC-like. The record is from RefSeq and is a predicted model, not a curated record. Gene Ontology annotation, molecular function: calcium ion binding. The transcript has a single exon. Lineage: Eukaryota; Viridiplantae; Streptophyta; Magnoliopsida; Poales; Poaceae. The coding region runs from base 79 to 462 and encodes 127 amino acids.